This is a messenger RNA of Pichia kudriavzevii, 1140 nucleotides long. RefSeq lists its product as uncharacterized. NCBI's taxonomy places the organism in Eukaryota, Fungi, Ascomycota, Pichiomycetes, Pichiales, Pichiaceae. Bases 1 to 1140 code for a protein of 379 amino acids. The transcript has a single exon. The record is from RefSeq and is a predicted model, not a curated record.
AUGAUCUUUGCAAUCUUUUCAACAGCAGUGGCAAUUUUGUUUUCAUACAUCGUAUUACAGCAUUAUGCUGAAAAUGCCAGUAAGUUAGAUAAAGGGGAUAACAAUAAGCUAAAUAUUCUGGCUCCAGGUAUAGUUCCUGUUAACAACGAAUUUAGGUGGGAGAAUCAGAAACCUUUUCCUUACAAGCCUUUCAAAAAAGGUUCAUAUAAAAUGACAUUGGCAAUCAGAAAGCUGGAUCCUAAUGACAUGUUCUGCAUUGAAGACACCUAUCUUGAUAGAGUAAACCUAAGGAAAAAGAUCUUUCAGAAUGAAAAAUUAUACGGAUUCCAUGAAAGUGCUAUUGAAUCUUUAAAGGAAGCAUAUACCUAUAUCUUUCUUUUUUUGAUGAGACGGUACCCAAUGUAUUUUGUUUUAUCUACAGACAGCACUACUAUAGAUAAUAAAAUUACUGGGGAAUCAUUCCCUUUGGAUCCUACAAAUUUAAAGCCUAACCAGAUUAUGUAUAAUAUUGUCUCCAAUAUCGAGGAAGACAUACUUAUUUUAAUUAAAAAUCCAGAAACUAGUGAGAUGGACGAAUACGUUUUAAGGGCGGCUAUCUCAUUAUUUCCGGCGGGAUUCAAUCCAUUAGAGAAAAUGAAUAAUCCAUUAACAAAAAUCCAUGAGCCUGUUCCAGGUUAUGUCAAUAAGCUCCAACUUUCAAUGAAUAAGUUUUUCUCCCGUUUAAACACACAUGAAUACAUUGUACGGAACAACUGGAGUAUCCAGACCCAUUGCAAUCUUUGCGCACCAAGUGGAUCGCAUGCAACCGAAGAGGAAGCCACCGUCAUCCACCCUUUUUAUCCAGAAGAGUUGGAUUACAACAAAGUAUUUUUUAGAGUUGAGAAGCAAUGUUUCACUCGUUUAGCAAAAACUGGGUCUAACUUAAUGGUGAUAAGAACUUAUGUUACAUCGCUGAUGGAAUUGAGAGAUUCAUUGAACGAUGAAGAAAAGGAAACUUUAUGUAGUGCUAUUGAUGGUCUUACUGGAGAGUUAGCAAUUUACAAAAGAAGAAUACAGUGGGGUGAUGCUGCCAAGGCUUUUAUAAGAGGAGAAAGCAAUGGAAUAAACACAACUGCAAAAAAGUAUCUCUUUGUUAGCUGA